Molecule: messenger RNA, 828 nt
Organism: Daldinia childiae
Lineage: Eukaryota; Fungi; Ascomycota; Sordariomycetes; Xylariales; Hypoxylaceae
Product: putative efflux pump antibiotic resistance protein
Exons: 1
Coding region: 1-828 (275 amino acids)
Source: RefSeq, a predicted model, not a curated record
AUGGCAACCGAAAAUCCAAACUCGCAACAUGACGGUCUGCGUGUUAUUCACGUAGCUCUCUUUCGCAUGGCCACUAGGUCCUCAGCCGAAGCUUAUAGGAUCCUUGGAUACAAAACCCACCACGGCUUGGAUGAUGUCUUCGGCAUGCCCUGGCCUCUUCUCGAGAAGGCGGCAGAGGCCACCUGGCCGACCGUACCCGGAGCACGCCCAAGACCUCCGUUGACAAGAUCCGACUGGGAUGAGCUCUGGGGGUCCCAGUAUGACAUAGCGACUGAUAUGGCAUCGCCGUUUGCGGACCAGCUCAUUCAAGCAUACCCAGACGCAAAAGUUGUCAUCGUCCAGCGAGACUUCGAAUCCUGGUGGCCUAGCUACAGGUCCGAGCUACUAGAUACCUUAUUUUCUCCUCUAGCACGAGUCUCUGUUUUUCUCUUGGAGCAUGUCAUGGGCAUACGAUCGGGCCCCACCAUGCAGAAGGUCCAUUUUGGCUUUUUCGGCGCCAAGGAUAGGGCCGGUGUGGAAGCUAACGCGCGCGUGGCCUACGACGCCUAUUACAAGAGAAUAAGGGAGAUGGUCCCCCUCGAGAGACGAUUGGAAUACAGUAUGGGGGAUGGUUGGGAGCCGCUAUGCGCUUUUCUGGGGAAAGAGGUUCCUGAUGUGCCUUUCCCGCGCUUGAACGAGCGGAAGUCUCACAGAGCAAGUGAUACUAAGAGGAAAUUAACGAUAGCAUUGGCUACGGUGCGAAAGGCAGGAAUGUUCCUACUCCCUGUUACGAUACUCGGAGCUGCGCUAUGGUAUUCCGGAACAAGUGUAAACUAUCUCGGGCUUUGA